Molecule: messenger RNA, 2676 nt
Organism: Paramecium tetraurelia
Lineage: Eukaryota; Ciliophora; Oligohymenophorea; Peniculida; Parameciidae
Exons: 7
Biological process (GO): signal transduction
Molecular function (GO): 3',5'-cyclic-nucleotide phosphodiesterase activity
Source: RefSeq, a predicted model, not a curated record
AUGAGUUAUUUCUCUCUAUCUAGCAGAUUGACAUUCUUGUUAAUUUAGCUUAAAAGCCAGGCCCUAAUUACAUCAGACCAAUAUUCCCAACUUUGCGACCAUGCUGCUAAGGAUGAUCCACAAUUGAAGCAGUUGAUUGUUUCCUACGAGAAUGGUUUACCAUAAAGUGAGUUUAUUGCUCAAAUGUCAAAAAUGCUGGAUACUCAAAAUGGUAAUGAUAACAUCAUCAAAUCCUACUUUAACUCCAUAGUCAAUAUUGGCAAAUCGCUCAAGAGUAAAAUUAAGUAGUUUUAUGGAGACAUUAAGCAAGAUAUCAACGAAAUCUAUCAAGAGUGCUUCAUAGCACAGAAUCAUCAGCAGCAAAUAAAGAGUCUCAUUCGAUUAAUACUUAAGCAUUUUAACAUUAAUGAAUUUACUUUACUACAAUUUAUGUAGAAUGAGCAAUGUUAAAUUCUUACAAAUAAUUUUGAAUCAAUUACAAUUAAAGAAGUCCAGAAUAUACAAUAGUUUAUUCAAGCACAAUUACAUAAUUAAAUCCUCGAGACUUCAAAAGAAUUAGUAACAUUAUUAAAAACAGAUUAAUUACCUUAAUUUUAUAUAAUAGCAAAUAAUGGUAUAAUUUUUUUUACCUUUAAUGAAAAUAUCAAUAGCACCUUUAAAUCGUACUUCAUGAUUGCUUCUCUUUACAACCAAAUCAUUUCAAUUAUCAAAUAAGGAUCUCAAAUAACUGCAUUAAAAAAAUUAUAGACUAUUAGAAUGGAAAUCUUAUAAUUUGUAUCAAGAACUAUAUAGAUUUUAAAUUACAAACUACUCUUCAGCAUAUUGAUUUAAAUAAUGAAGUAGUUUAGUUUGCAAAGUUUGGUUAGCCAAAGUGAUCUAUAAGAAUUGUUGUAAUAAAAUGUAAAGAAUUAUCUAAUGCUAAAUUUUUAAAGCGAGUGGGAUGUUGCGUAUAUUGAUUUGGAAGGCAAUCUUUCCACUUAAUUGAAGGAAAAAGUGCAGAGCACUUUUAGAAAGAGCAUCAAAAGAUAUAGUAAGAAGUUAAAAUAGAAAAAGUAUUUAUUAGAAUCAUUCUAAUAAGUUACUUAGCAUAAUGAAAUGAUUAUGUGUUUAUUCUUUAACAGUUACUUGUUUGUGUACUACAUGACUGUUUAAUGGAAUCAUGAUUAAUUUGUGUCUCGAUUCAAACUACCCAAAGAAAUCAAUUUUGGAGAUCCACUCUAUAAGAUCUUUGAAAAAAACCCAAUUGUAAUAGCAAAAGUAAAAGAAUUAAUUGAAUCUAAAAAUGAUCAUUUGGAAUUUAACGAUGGCUACUAUAAAUUUUCUUUGAAAGUCGAAAGAGGAACCAAAUAGGAUGUUAAAUAAAUUUCUGUCUAUUUAUUCAACAUGCAAUUGAAAAGACCUCUCUACGAAUUAUUAUAAAUCUUUCGAAACAAAGUUAAAAUAUUAUUGACACUAAAGAGGGCAACAUUGGCAUUUAAAUCAAAGCAACUUGUGAUGGAAAAUCAAUUCUUUAGAGAAUCAGCUUUGGUGAUGUAUUUGCCAGAUCAAGAUAUGAGGAGAAUAAAUGCGAUCUAUAACUAAAGUCAUGAAUAAGCACUAGAGAAAUAUAGAGCAUAUACAAUGAAAAAGAAAUCAAAAAAAUUGGAAUAGUUCUUAUCUAAAUAUGAGGAGGAGGACAAGAAUACUCCAGAUGAUCGAAAAAUAGCAAUAGAUCCUAAUUUAUAGGAAAGAUUACUAGAUUACGAGUUUAAUCUAUUGAACAAGAAAUUGUAUAAGAAUAAGUUUAUGAUUGUGUAUAACAUCUUUGAUAUGCUUGAAUACACCAAAUAAUAUACAUUAAAAAAUAAGGAACUCGUCAAUUUUUUAACUGCCUUGAAAUACAAGUAUAAUAAGUCAGCAAAUCCAUUUCAUAAUUUUACUCAUGGAGUCAAUGUAAUGCAUGGAUGUUUUCUUUUUGCUCAUCAUUCAAAAUUUGGUUCAUGUUUUAAUGAUUAAUAGAGAUUUGCUAUGACAUUGGCAGGUUUAUGUCAUGAUGUUGGACAUCCUGGGACAAAUAAUUUAUUUUAAGUGAAUGCUUAGACUAAAUUGGCUUUGUUAUACAAUGAUAAAUCCGUUUUAGAGAAUCAUCAUAUAGCAGUCACCUAUAAAUUGCUGGCAUUGAAACAAUGUGAUUUUUUGGGAUCAAUCCCAAGAGCAGACAAAAUAAUGAUCAGAAAAUACAUUGUGAAUAAUGUGUUAGCCACCGAUAAUUAAUUCCAUUUUAAACUGCUCAAUGAUAUCGAAAUUAAAUUUGUAUCUUUAGAAGUUAUAUAAUAACUAGAAUCUGAUGAUAACAAGCUUCUUCUGAGUGGGUUCUUGACUCAUGCCGCUGACUUUUUCGGAGCAGCAAAGUCUUAUCAAAUAGGCAGAGAGUGGAGCGAAAGGUUAAGGAAAGAAUUUCAGGCAUAAUCUCAAUUAGAAGAUAUAGUUGGUAUCGCCUAGACUCCGUAUCUCAGAAAUUUAGACGAUGAGGUUCAGUAUGCCAAAAAUGAGAUUGGAUUCUUGAAGGUCAUCGUGAAACCCAUUUAUGAAUCCUUGAAUCAGUUCUCUGAUGGAGCAAUGUCAUUAUAAUUAGCUAACAUUAAUCUAAGCAUUAAAAAAUAUUCAGAAAUCGUUGAUUCACAUUAAUAAUAAUGA